AUGUCCUUACCAGCUACAUUUGACUUAACUCCAGAAGAUGCCCAAUUAUUAUUGGCUGCUAACGCUCACUUAGGUGCCAGAAACGUUCAAGUUCACCAAGAACCAUACGUUCACGAAGCCAGACCAGAUGGUGUCCACGUCAUUAACAUUGGUAAGACCUGGGAAAAGAUUGUCUUAGCUGCCAGAAUCAUUGCUGCUAUUCCAAAUGCUGAAGAUGUCGUUGCCAUUUCUUCUAGAACCUACGGUCAAAGAGCUGUCUUGAAGUUCGCUGCUCACACUGGUGCUACUGCCAUUGCUGGUAGAUUCACUCCAGGUUCUUUCACUAACUACAUCACUCGUUCUUUCAAGGAACCAAGAUUAGUUAUUGUUACUGACCCAAGAUCUGAUGCUCAAGCUAUCAAGGAAGCUUCCUACGUUAACAUCCCAGUUAUUGCCUUAACUGACUUAGACUCUCCAUCCGAAUACGUUGACGUUGCUAUUCCAUGUAACAACAGAGGUAAGCACUCCAUCGGUUUAAUCUGGUACUUAUUAGCUAGAGAAGUCUUAAGAUUAAGAGGUGCUUUAGUCGACAGAACUCAACCAUGGUCUAUCAUGCCAGAUUUAUACUUCUACAGAAACCCAGAAGAAAUUGAGCAACAAGCUGCUGAAGAACAAGCUGCUCAAGCCGCUGAAGAAGAAGCUACUGAAGAAGUUGCUGAAGAACACGCUGCUGCUGAAGAAUGGGCUGAAGAAACCACCGAAGCCGCUGCUGAAUGGUAA
Messenger RNA from Arxiozyma heterogenica, 759 nucleotides. It is a transcript of the gene RPS0A, whose product is annotated as 40S ribosomal protein uS2 RPS0A. Gene Ontology annotation, molecular function: structural constituent of ribosome. The record is from RefSeq and is a predicted model, not a curated record. NCBI's taxonomy places the organism in Eukaryota, Fungi, Ascomycota, Saccharomycetes, Saccharomycetales, Saccharomycetaceae. Bases 1 to 759 code for a protein of 252 amino acids. Gene Ontology annotation, biological process: ribosomal small subunit assembly; cytoplasmic translation. Gene Ontology annotation, cellular component: cytosolic small ribosomal subunit; ribosome; 90S preribosome. The transcript is spliced from 2 exons.